Messenger RNA from Daucus carota subsp. sativus, 1378 nucleotides. RefSeq lists its product as uncharacterized. The coding region runs from base 1 to 1221 and encodes 406 amino acids. Lineage: Eukaryota; Viridiplantae; Streptophyta; Magnoliopsida; Apiales; Apiaceae. The transcript is spliced from 2 exons. Gene Ontology annotation, molecular function: nucleic acid binding; zinc ion binding. The record is from RefSeq and is a predicted model, not a curated record.
AUGAAUGAAGAAAAUAGUAGUGGAGCUGGGCCUAGCGUUCAAAUUAGUCCUGAAAUGAUGUUGGUUUUGGAGGAAAUGAGGAAUAUGUUGAAGACUAUUAGGGGAGAUCAAGAAAAUACGAAUACAAUAAACACUGAUCGUGUGGAAGAACAAGAUCGUAUAAAUAAUCCGGAGCGAGAAGGUGAGAAUAAACGAAGGUGUACUUACAAGACCUUUAAGGAUGCUGAUCCCCCGAUAUUUAAAGGAGAUUUGGAUCCACAUGUUGCGAAUACGUGGAUUAAGGAAAUGGAGAAAGUGAUAGAAAUUUCUGAAUGCUUGGAUGAACAAAAGGUGAAAUUCGCAACACACUCUUUAAGGGGGGAAGCAGUAUUUUGGUGGGACACUGUUAAACAGACGGAAGAUUGUUCAACAAUGACUUGGAUGAGGUUUAAGGAGUUGUUCUUUGAUAAAUAUUUUCCUGCGUGUAUGAAAAAUGAGAUGGAGAUGAAGUUUUUAGGAUUGAAGCAAGAAGGAAUGUCUGUGUCAGAAUAUUUGUCGAAGUUUUUGGAGCUUUCUAGGUUUGCCCCUCAUCAGGUUAAUACUGAAGCUAGGAAAUGUCAGAGAUUUCAGGAGGGACUGAAACCUCAAAUUAGAGAAAGGGUCUCUUUGUUGGAACUAGAGCAAUUUGAUAAGUUGGUGGGAAAAGCUAGGAUUGCCGAAAGGGAGUAUGAAGCUCGCACCCAAUUCUUCAACAAUAAGAAAAGAGGAAGAGAAACAGAACUGCGUGAUAAUUCAGGAUAUAAGAAGGAUGAUAAGAAGUUUCAGAAGACAAAGAAAGAUAGUUUCCCGGGAAAUGAUAGGAAGACCACCAUACCGGAGUGUAAGAAGUGUGGACUAAAGCAUGGUGGUGACAUUUGUUACCGAGCUGAUGGGUUGUGUUAUAAUUGUGGAGAAAGGGGGCAUAUAGCGACUCAAUGCCCAAGGCCGAAAGUGAUUUCUUGCUAUAGUUGCGGAAAACCGGGACAUGUAUCAAGGGACUGCCCACAGAAAAGAGUCAAGCAAGAAGUUGAAACUAAAGAAAAUAGAACUACCACAUCAAGACCUUUUCAGCAAUCAACACCUAGGGCAGUGGCAAGAACCUACGCAAUGACGACUCAGGAUGCUGAAAUAUCGAAUGAUGUGGUGUCAGGAAAGAAUUUUGGAGAAGGAUGUUCUGGAAAGGAUAAGAAUGUGAUGAACUAAGGUUUUAGUGGCAACAAGAGGCUUGUAGAGGAAGAUGUUAAUAUAAUAUGCUUGUGUUUGUGUUUAAGUUAGGAGCUUAUGAUGUAAUCUUUAGUUACAAACUUGAAGACGUUGUAAGAACUUUAUAUUAUGAAGUGUUGUUAAGGUUGUGUAAGCA